GGCGGCCCGCCCGCAGCUCGCCGUUUGACAGAUGCUCAUCGCCAUGGAGUUGCCGCAGCAGCACCUUGGGGGGCUCCGGCGAGCGACUGGAGCCAGGAUCUGAGCGAGCGCCGGGGCCAGCCGAGCCGGAGCCGCAGGGACAUGGUUGCAGAUCUGAUCUCUUCUGAAAACCUCACUGUGUCGCCAUCCCCGGGACUCUGAACCUGGUAGCUGGAUCAUUUUGUCCUUGGAAUUUUGGGUGUCCUCUCUUCUCACCUUUCGCUUUUCCCCUUCCCCCUCCUGAGAACUCCUGAAGACUGUAGAACUGUCAUGGAGUCCAGGGAGAUCUUAAGCAGCUCCCGGCAAAGAGGGGGAGAGUCGGAAUUCCUGCCAGUCUCCUCAGCCAAGCCCCCGGCUGCUCCGGGCUGUGCAGGAGAACCUUUGCUCUCUGCUCCAGGACCUGGGAAGGGGGUCCCAGUGAGUGGAGAACGCAUGGAGCCAGAGGAGGAGGAUGAACUGGGCUCAGGGCGGGAUGUGGAUUCCAACUCCAAUGCAGACAGCGAGAAAUGGGUGGCAGGAGAUGGCCUGGAGGAGCAGGAGUUUUCUAUCAAGGAGGCGAAUUUCACAGAGGGGAGUUUGAAGCUGAAGAUUCAGACCACAAAGCGGGCUAAGAAACCCCCAAAGAAUCUGGAGAACUAUAUAUGCCCACCUGAGAUCAAGAUCACUAUCAAGCAGUCUGGGGACCAGAAGGUGUCUCGUGCUGGGAAAAAUAGCAAAGCUACAAAGGAGGAAGAAAGAAGCCACUCUAAAAAGAAGCUCCUCACAGCCAGUGACCUUUCCGCCAGUGACCUCAAAGGAUUUCAGCCACAGGCUUACGAGAGGCCCCAGAAACACUCAACUCUCCACUACGACCCGGGCCUCCCACAGGACUUCACCAGUGACACCUUAAAACCAAAGCACCAGCAAAAAAGCAGCAGCCAGAACCACGUGGACUGGUCCACCAGCUCUGACAGUGGACCCGCCACUCAGAAUUGCUUCAUCAGUCCAGAGUCUGGCAGAGAAACUACAAGCACCAGCAAGAUCCCAGCUCUUGAGCCCAUGGCUUCCUUUGCAAAAGCCCAGGGUAAGAAAGGCAAUGCAGGGAGCACGUGGAGUCAGUUGUCUAACAAUAGCAAAGAUUUGCUCUUGGGGAGUGUGGUUCCAUCCCCAAGCAACCACAGCUCACCAGCUCCACCCAGCAGCUCUGCUGAGUGCAAUGGGCUUCAGCCCCUGGUAGAUCAAGAGGGAGGAGGUGCAAAGGAGCCCCCAGAACCACCUAUUAUAAGUAGCAAGAAAAAGUCCAGCAAGAAAGAUGUGAUAAGUCAAACUGUACCAAACCCAGACCUGGACUGGGUCAAGAAUGCCCAGAAAGCAUUUGAUAACACAGAAGGGAAAAGGGAAGGCUACUCUGCAGAUAAUGCCCAAGAGGCAUCGCCAGCCAGGCAGAGCAUGAGUUCCAUUAGUAAUCCUGAAAAUGACUCAAGUCAUGUCCGGAUUACUAUCCCCAUCAAGGCACCUUCUCUAGAUCCAACCAGCUACAAGAGGAAAAAGAGGCAGUCCAUUAAAGCAGUGGUGGAAAAGAUCAUACCAGAGAAAGCCCUGGCUUCUGGAAUUGCUAUGAGCAGUGAAGUAGUUAACAGGAUACUCUCCAACUCUGAGGGAAAUAAAAAAGAUCCCCGUGUGCCUAAGUUGGGUAAAAUGAUAGAGAAUGAGUCCCCCUCAGUUGGCAUUGAAACUGGUGGAAAUACCGAGAAAGUUGUCCCAGGAGGUGUGCCUAAGCAGCGAAAGCCACUCAUAGUCAUGACGCCUCCAACAUGCACAGACCACUCACCAUCAAGAAAGCUGCCAGAAAUCCAACAUCCAAAAUUUGCUGCAAAACGGAGGUGGACGUGCAGCAAACCAAAACCCACCAGUAUGCUCCGUGAGGCAGUCAUGGCCACCUCUGAUAAACUUAUGGUGGAACCGCCAUCUGCUUACCCCAUCACCCCAUCCAGCCCUCUGUACACCAACACAGACAGUCUUACUGUGAUCACUCCAGUCAAAAAGAAGCGGGGACGACCAAAGAAGCAGCCUUUACUCACAGUUGAGACAAUUCACGAGGGUACUUCCACCAGCCCAGUCAGUCCCAUCAGCCGAGAGUUUCCUGGCACCAAGAAAAGAAAGAGGCGACACAAUUUAGCUAAGUUGGCCCAGCUAGUACCAGGAGAGGACAAACCCAUGAGCGAGAUGAAAUUUCACAAAAAAGUUGGAAAGCUUGGUGUGUUGGAUAAGAAGACCAUCAAAACGAUCAAUAAGAUGAAGACACUCAAGAGGAAAAAUAUCUUGAACCAGAUCUUGUCCUGCUCCAGCAACAUUGCUUUGAAGGCGAAAGCUCCCCCGGAAACCAGCCCAGGGGCAUCAGCAAUCGAAAGUAAACUGGGCAAGCAGAUUAACGUCAGCAAGAGGGGAACCAUCUACAUUGGCAAGAAGAGGGGCAGGAAGCCAAGAACAGAGCUGCCACCCCCAUCCGAAGAACCCAAAACAGCCAUCAAGCACCCAAGGCCUGUUUCUAGCCAGCCGGAUGUUCCAGCCGUGCCUUCCAACUUUCAGUCACUUGUGGCAUCUUCACCAGCAGCUAUGCACCCACUUUCAACACAGUUAGGUGGGUCAAAUGGCAACCUGAGCCCCGCCAGCACUGAAACCAAUUUUUCAGAGUUGAAAACUAUGCCAAAUCUCCAGCCCAUCAGUGCUCUUCCAACCAAAACCCAAAAGGGAAUACACAGUGGAACCUGGAAGCUGUCACCACCCAGGCUGAUGGCCAACUCACCUUCACACCUUUGUGAGAUCGGCUCACUAAAGGAAAUAACGCUGUCCCCUGUGAGUGAGUCGCACAGUGAGGAGACGAUACCAAGUGACAGUGGCAUCGGGACAGACAACAACAGCACGUCUGACCAAGCGGAGAAGAGUUCAGAAUCCCGACGGAGGUACUCUUUUGACUUCUGCUCCCUGGACAACCCGGAGGCCAUUCCGUCUGACACCAGCACAAAAAACCGGCAUGGCCACCGGCAGAAGCACCUCAUGGUGGACAACUUCCUGGCCCAUGAAAGCCUCAAGAAGCCAAAGCACAAGAGGAAACGGAAAAGCCUGCAAAACCGUGAUGAUCUCCAGUUUCUGGCAGACCUGGAAGAGCUCAUAACCAAGUUCCAGGUGUUCAGGAUCUCCCACCGGAGUUACACCUUUUACCAUGAGAAUCCAUAUCCCAGCAUUUUUCGAAUUAAUUUUGAUCACUAUUACCCGGUGCCAUAUAUCCAGUAUGACCCGUUGCUCUAUCUUCGUAGGACUUCAGACUUGAAGUCAAAGAAGAAACGUGGUAGGCCUGCAAAAACCAAUGACACCAUGACAAAGGUGCCUUUUUUACAAGGGUUCAGCUACCCUAUUCCCAGUGGAAGUUACUAUGCACCCUAUGGAAUGCCUUACACAUCAAUGCCUAUGAUGAACCUCGGUUAUUACGGUCAGUACCCAGCUCCUUUGUACCUAUCGCACACACUUGGAGCAGCUUCCCCAUUUAUGAGGCCAACAGUGCCCCCACCUCAGUUCCACACGAGCUCCCAUGUAAAGAUGUCUGGUACAGCUAAGCAUAAAGCCAAGCAUGGAGUACACCUGCAAGGACCUGUUGGCAUGGGCCUUGGUGACAUGCAGCCAUCCCUGAACCCUCCCAAGGUGGGCAGUGCCAGUCUGUCCAGCAGUCGGCUCCACAAGAGGAAACAUAAACACAAGCAUAAGCACAAGGAAGACCGGAUCCUAGGGACCCAUGACAACCUGAGUGGUCUCUUUGCAGGCAAAGCCACAGGCUUCUCCAGCCACAUCCUGAGCGAGCGGCUGAGCAGCGCAGACAAAGAGCUCCCAUUGGUGAGUGAGAAGAACAAGCAUAAGGAGAAACAGAGGCACCAGCACAGUGAAGCCAGCCACAGAGCUUCUAAGAACAACUUUGAAGUGGACACCCUGUCUACACUGUCACUUUCUGAUGCCCAGCAUUGGACGCAGACCAAGGACAAAGGUGACCUGAGCAGUGAGCCUGUGGACUCAUGCACUAAAAGGUACUCUGGCAGUGGUGGGGACAGUGGCAGCACGAGAUCAGACAGCCUGGACGUAUUCAGUGAAAUGACCCCUUCAAAUGACAAGUGGGACAAUGAUGUGAGUGGGAGUAAAAGGAGGAGCUUUGAGGGCUUUGGGACGUACAGAGAGAAGGACAUCCAAGCCUUCAAGAUGACCCGCAAGGAGAGAAGUUCUUAUGACUCCUCCAUGUCUCCAGGGAUGCCAAGUCCACACCUAAAAGUGGACCAGACAGCAGCGCUUAGUAAGAAUGAGGGCUCGGCAUCCACCGUGAUGACCAGGAAGAAGCCAGCCACAGUGGACAGUGUUGCAAUGCCACCAGCCCCAGUGUUAUCUCUCCUUGCUGCAUCUGCAGCCACGGCGGACACAGCCAGCUCCGCCUUGAAGAAGCGAUUCAAGCGGCGGGAGAUCGAAGCCAUCCAGUGCGAAGUGCGGAAGAUGUGCAACUACACCAAGAUUCUGUCCACCAAGAAGAAUCUGGACCACGUGAACAAGAUCCUCAAGGCCAAGCGGCUGCAGAGACAAUCAAAGACAGGCAACAACUUCGUCAAGAAGAGGAGAGGGCGUCCCCGGAAGCAGCCCACCCAGUUCGAUGAGGACUCCAGAGAUCAAAUGCCGGUGCUGGAAAAAUGCAUCGACCUGCCCAGCAAAAGGGGGCAGAAGCCCAGCCUGAGCCCGCUCGUGCUGGAGCCAGCCGCCAGCCAAGACACCAUCAUGGCCACCAUCGAGGCGGUCAUCCACAUGGCCCGGGAGGCGCCGCCCCUGCCCCCGCCGCCGCCGCCGCCCCUCCCGCCCCCGCCGCCCCCGCCGCCGCCCCCGCCCCCGCCGCUGCCCAAGACGACCCCCCGAGGCGGAAAGAGGAAACACAAACCUCAGCCUCCCGCUCAGCCCCCGCAGCAGCCGCCCCCGCAGCAGCCCCUCCCCCAGGAAGACGAGGUCAAGGCCAAAAGGCAGAGGAAAUCCCGAGGGAGUGAGAGCGAUGCCCUUCCCUAGGGUGGGUCUGGACGUCUGCACCUGGGGCUGGGGGGACUGACACAUUGGAAGUGCAGCGAGCCGGGUGGGGGCGGAAUCCCCCCUUCAGGGACACCGAUGCCCAUCUCCAGAAGCUGGGCAGGCAGAAUCGGGCCAGAUGACGGGGCUGAGCCGUCAGGAGCUCUUGGGAAAGCAAAGCAGGAGGACGCCUUCAAAAGCAGCCUGUCUGUGUGCCACGGCAGUGCCCGACCAAGGGGCGCCUCGGCAUGGCUAGAUCCUUUGCAGGCGAGAGAAGACCCCUCCAGGAGGAGAAAGCUGGUCUGAUGGCCACCUGACCUCCCUCAUCCGAGGUGCGCCCUUGAUUCCCAUUUUGUUUGCUUGGCCAGGAAAAUCGAAAGGGAAACACUCCCAAUUAGGAAACAUUCCAAGGAGAAAAGAGCCGCAAAUUUCUCAACUGGCUUUGUUGUAACCCACUUCUAUUUAAUUGGUUUUUAUUUCUUCUGGUUUUCAAGCUCUGCUAGGCUUUGGGACACCAACAUUAUCGUCAGGUGACCCGGAUCGUUCCGUUAACAAUAGUUUCUCAGAUGAAAUAAUGGGAUCAGAAGGUGGAAUUCUAGUGAUAGGCGACCUUAGACCUGCAUUCAUCUAAUUCUGUAUGCUUCCUCUAUCACACAUACACUGAUUUUUAGCAUCAUUUGUUUCUACUUUUCCUUUGCCCAUUGUACUUCCAUGUACCUUUAUAUUAACUUACUUGCUGCCUUCUUUUUCUUGAUACCCAUCUACGUAGUGUAAACCUUACCUGUGUUGUAAAGUUCACCCUAGGCAUUCUGUUCCGAGGAACUUGGCUUUGAAUCCCAAUCAUUGUGAAAAAAAUACUCAGUAUCGAUAGAGCUUUUUAGUAAGUGACUCAGAGCAGCCAAGGAUAUGUUGACGGAAGUGUCAACCAGGUUAUUUUUAUACUUAAAAUAUAUCAGCAGAGAACAAGCAGAAUAAAGUGAUUUUAACAUCCCACAGCUAAUGGAAUAACUGAAAAAUUGCCAAAAACUGAAACCCCAGACCCACCAGAAAGACAAGUGUCUAGCAAUGCCUAUGUAUGUGAUCUUUUUCAUACAAAUAAUUAUCCUAGGUUGUUGAAAAAAGGAAAACAAAAAGAAAAUAAAAGCCCAUUAUCUCUUGAUAAUUAUUUCUUAAAAGCAAAUGAGAGUAAGUGUUCUUAUCUUAAAAAAAAAAAAAAAAAGAAAGAAAGAAAGAAAGAAAAUGCUCAAAGGGGAUCACCACUCGAAUUGUAUCAAGCCGCCUUGGACAAAGGAUCCAAAUUGUGGUUGCCUUAAUAAACUAAAACAUUUUUGUACAUAAUGUAAUUAUAAAUCUAUCAGUCUGCAUGGAUGCAAACUGUGUGUGACAAAUCGUCUUUUAAAUGGUCGAUUUCAACUGUACAUUUCUCAUCCGAGUUGUACUCUAGCCAUUGGUUUAGCGUGGACUGAUAUUCCAUCUCUAUUAUCCAUUUCCACAGCCCAAGUAAAACAUGUUAAGAAGACUCAGAAUGAAUAUGAAGUUAUUCCAUUGCAGUAGAUGUUUUUUAAAAGUCAGAUGUGGAAAUUUCGAAUAAGUAUUUUCAAUUUCUUCCCUCACUCCUCCCCUUAUCUUCCCCAAGACAUCAAACACCUGGCAUGAUAGAUUAUAGAAAGAGAGACACCAAGAGAGAAUUAAAUUUUCUAAUGUGAAUUAAAAGAUCUUGUUUACCUCCAAAUUAAGUUUCUUUACAGAAAGUUUGGACAAGCUUGUAUUAUCACUCAGAAUACAAUAUUAUUUCAUUAGAGACAGAUGGAUUUUUGUUAGGAACAUAAGAGAGUAAGUGAUGGGGUAUAUACAGGAGUAAAUUUUAAAAUCCCAAGUUAAUAUGCUUGCAAACAUCACUGCUCCGUCAUGGCAGCAACAGUUGGUUGAAAUUACGCACAGAGUCAUCCUGUUCUGCACUGUCACCACGGAUUUCACAUCACAUGCUACCCACUAGGUCGUAUUUAAUCCUAGCAAUAUGUAAAUUUAAAGAACUGCAUUCCCUUGUACAUUAAAGCUUAUAUCCUAGAUACUCAGUUUGUGACCUGGGUUGACCUUUGGCAUUUCACACAAGUUGAACAGCAAAAUCAAACCAGUCAUUUUCAAUUUGUCAUUCCCAAGCCAUGUCUGAGUGGUUCCAAAGUCACCCGAGGGGAAGGUUUAAAUUAGCCCCUCUCACCCCACCAUUGCUAUGAAAGAGCAACCAUUUUCACUCCAAUUAAGCCAUAAGAGGUUUCUCUUCCUGCUGGAACUUGAAAAUCAUUUCCUUCACUCUUUCUUUUGCCCUUCCACCUUCCCAUGUUCUACUGUCUCCCCAACCAAGUCUGUAAACAGACUAAAUCUAACAGAGGAGAACAAGCUGGCACUUGAUAAAUUUCUUAAAGGAGGACCCAAAGUUUAAUUGGCAUCAACCUCUAGUAGGAAAGAAAUUCCAAAUAACUUUGGGACAUAUGAAAAUUUCCAUGCCAAUGAAAGAUAUUCCAGGAGAGAUACAGUGGAGUUGCAACUUACAUAUGAAUUUGCAUCUACAGUUAUCAUGUCAGUUAAAUGCAAAUACUCUACAUGUCAACUCUCAGAAGAGAUUGGAAAAUUGCAGAGGACCAAAGCUGAGGCAUACUAAACAGCUGCUCAGAGGUAGAAUAAAGUCCACUCACCUAAACAGCUGCCUCUCUCCACCACCCAGUUCCUCUACCAGUAUCGUGUUACUUUUUUUUUUUUUUUUCUCUUUUGCUUUUCAUUAACGUACUCAUCUCAUUGGUACAACCAUUUCUGUGCUCUCUACCACCUUUCCUAUAGCCUCUCCUCUCCUGUCCAGGCUCAACAUUAGCCCAAUCUGGUUUCACAUUUAUUUGGUUGCAGAGCCAGCGAGAGAACCCAAAUGUCUUGACCCAGAUUGUGGAGGUCUUUAGCCACCCAAUGCUGUCUUCUUGGACUGCCUUUUUGUUUUGAGAGGAGAUCAUUUGGGAUGCACAAGACUCCAUAUAUAGCUCUAUAAAAUAUUUUAUAAUAAGAGCAAGACCUCAAUUUUCAAUUCUUAUUCUUUUUUCUUUUUUUUUUUUGGAAUACUCGUCUUCAGCAAACAGCUGUUGACCCACUUAUGAGAAGUUUGAUUAGAGCUGAGAAAAGGAUGAAAUCUAGAUAUAAAAGCCUUCUUAAAGGUGAUGAUGGAUCUUUAAUCUACCUUACUAAGUGGCUGGGGGCCACUUGCUUUUCAACCCCUCAACUCAAAUGAGAGGAACAGAAGUUUAACUUCCUCAAGUAGCCCAGCUCUGGCCACAACCCAAGGAAGAAAUGUAGGAAAGGAGCAUGUCUAGGGAUGGUUUGUGUCUUGGUAGGACCAGGACUCAGCAGCCACUGAUAGCCCAAAGAAGGUGACUGAGGGCUGGCAGAAUAUUAGCAUGUUAACUUGGCUGCUGUUCUGAGUAAGAAGCCGUGUCCAAUGGUAGUCAGAAUUUGUGCACAUUGCUGGGCCUAUAAAUAUGAUAAGCAAGUGUUGACAGAAUUAUAGUAUAAGGUGAUGUACUACAUGCAGAUCAUGCAGAUCAUAAAGGAUUUGGUUUUAGGACUUAAAUAGAAAAUCCCACUCCUAGCUUAUUACCCAACAAUAUUUAGAUAAAGAGCUUUUGGAGAAUAUUUUUUUCCCUAUCACUAGGAAGAUUUACCUGGGAACUGUCUAAAGUCUAUACAUAUAUUUCCAAAGCCUUUAAAUGCCAGCUGUAGCAUGGAGAGGGGGGUGGCAGAAGCCGAAAUGCCUCAAAAGCCAUUUAAGUGUUACGUUGCAGGAUUUUCAGUCCUUCUUGUUAUGUAAGAGUAGAUAAAUAUAGACAUUUUUCUCAACACUAUCCUAUAGCAUCACAAUGGUCCAAAUGCCACAGCCUACUGAUAAUGUCAUCACAGUGCCUAGAAACUCUUAACUGUAAUAUACCGUAGCAUUUUCUUGGUGUUUCUUAAAGUUUCUUUCCACAAUACAAGGCUCCCUCUGCCUCUUGUUUCUUGGAGAGUUUGCCCCACUGAUGAGUCUUCCUUCCCUGUUGGACUCAGUCAUUUGGGGAACAGUUUUAGAAGCACAUAUCAACCAAGGAAGAAACUUCCUGGAUUUCUAUUGCCCACUUGCCCAGGUUUAAUAAACACUAAAGGGGGGAAAAUUAAAAAUAGCUGCCAAUCGGUCAACAUGGAAGGGCAGUUCCACCCUAGGUUGGUGUCUCUUUUUUUUUUUUUUCCUUUUUUAAAAAUCUAUUUCUUAAAUAAUAAUAAAUGCACAUGAUGUGUUAAAUAUGUACAUAUAUAUUUCAAAAGAAAAAAUGGGGCACAAGAUUGUCUUACAAGUCGUGCUGGCUAAUUUUUAGUUUGUAUUCAUAAGUGGUUUUUAAAAGCCUUUUUUAAA
This is a messenger RNA of Cynocephalus volans (Philippine flying lemur), 9523 nucleotides long. RefSeq names its product SET binding protein 1 (gene SETBP1). Gene Ontology annotation, cellular component: nucleoplasm. Gene Ontology annotation, biological process: regulation of DNA-templated transcription. Lineage: Eukaryota; Metazoa; Chordata; Mammalia; Dermoptera; Cynocephalidae. The transcript has 6 exons. The record is from RefSeq and is a predicted model, not a curated record. Gene Ontology annotation, molecular function: histone H3K4 methyltransferase activity; DNA binding. Bases 310 to 5103 code for a protein of 1597 amino acids.